AUGUGCCGUUGACAUUGGCAUGCAGGAUGCGCAGAGUUUUGUUGCUUUUGAUUGCACAGUUUACAUGUUGUGCGAAGUUGUGGUUGAGAGAGAGGAAGAAGUCCGAUGUCUCCACUGACCAGUGUGACAGUGCUGGGAUGAUGAAAUUAUGAUUUGAACUUAAACGCCAUUGUGAAAACAUAACGGCAUUGAAGAAAAUAUUGUGGCUUUGAAACUGCCUACCUUUUUAUUAAAAUAGGUUUUUGGACUAUACUUACUGAGCGUAAUGCACUCACAUGUCUGUAGAAAGUGGAGUCGCAGAUGCAUUUUUCAAACACAACUACUGUGAAAAAAGACGCUACAAUGCAAAGUGUCUGGUCACUGAAAACCACAUCUUUGUUUUGAGCUACUGCAGGGGUGAAAGUUGGCAUGGCUUGUAGAUCAAACUUUACCCGGUAGAGCAACAACACUCGCAUUGUGCCAUUGUGUGAGAAAAUGCAAAUUGAAUUUGGGAUUGUGGACAUGUUGAGUGACUAGAUCUAGUAUUUCCACCAGGUGAGUUAAAAAAAAAAUCCUGAAUAAAAAACAAAUGAUUGCGUGGCAAUGCAUGUGGAUUACAAUUUUUUUUCAAGUGAAGAGGAGGAUGGAUGGGAGUGGUCUCAGGAUAAAACACUCCUUCUGGAAGGAGCUGAUCACAUAUGGGAUAACAAACCCAAUGAAAAGUCACUUGUUGGCCAUCACGCACAAUGCAUCACCGACUGCUCCUCCUUGGGAUUUUACUCCUUCCAAAAGCCUAUACGCUGAAGUGUUAUGAGUGCGCAGCAGGAAGCUCAGCCACCUGCAUCGACACAACAAAAGAAUGCCCCCCAAUGGCGACUCAUUGUAGCGCACUCAGAAUCAUCAUGCAUUCAGGCGAGUCAGUGAUUGCAGACAUCAAUGGGAAAAGCUGCAGCUUCUCUGAACAAUGUGCACAAGCCUCAGUCAAUUUUGGAAUGACCAGGACCGUACUCGCCAACGAGUGUUGCACUACCGACUUGUGCAACAGCCUUCCUGCACCAGACUACAGCAAGACCAGGCCCAGCGGUAGAAAAUGCUUCACUUGCAAUGGGCUACAGUGCACCAGUACCGUGGAAUGUCAAGGCAAUGAGUACCAUUGCAUCUCCACAACAGUGGAGAUCAAGGGCCAAAAGACAACAAUGAAGGGCUGUGCCUCCAAGCAAAUGUGCACCAAUACGGAACAACUGGAAGGGCUUGCUGGAACCCGAAUCAGCUGCUGUGAGGGCGACUAUUGCAACGGCGGCAGUAGACCAAGAGCCGGCCUCCUUCUCUUGGGAGCGCCACUGCUGUAUCUCAUUGUUUGGCCUUAACACGCAGGCCUAUUCUGAGAACAGCCUGUCCUGUUUAAAACUGCUGAACGGUCUUUGCUUCCAUGCUGCAGCUCAGUUUCAAGGUGUUUCAGAUCCCCAGUCAGUUGUUUGCCAUGAGGUCAUUGAACUUCCAGUGGAUAGUAUGAGAAACUGUGAAAAA
Molecule: messenger RNA, 1506 nt
Organism: Hippocampus comes (tiger tail seahorse)
Lineage: Eukaryota; Metazoa; Chordata; Actinopteri; Syngnathiformes; Syngnathidae
Product: urokinase plasminogen activator surface receptor
Exons: 5
Coding region: 726-1346 (206 amino acids)
Source: RefSeq, a predicted model, not a curated record